UCGUCGGGCGGGGGGAAUAAAAAACGAUAAACAGACACUCAGAUUUGGAGAAAUGAGGAGGAGGACACCACAGAGUCCAUACAAAAUGCUGAACAGCCGCACAGUUUUUGCACUGAGCGCUGAGGAACCGGCGGAACGAAGAGAGGAGAUGCAGAAAUUUCUGGCACUGCCAAUUGAAGAAAAGGCAACCCACGCUGUGAGAGAGCUGGCCAAGAAGAAGAAUGAGGUGGUGGGAGAAGUGGAGGAGGAGAGUGGGGAGAAGAAGAGUGUGAAGCAAACUCAGACCAAAACAGCUGGCCGUAAACAAACACCGAGCCCGCAUGAUCAGAAAAUUAGCAGGAUGAGAGGAGAAAGAUUCACAAAACAAAGCAAGUACGACCUCAUCCUGAUGGAACGGCAGCAAGCGGUCUUGGAGAUAUCCCUGAUGACUAAAAGGUCUGAGAUACAGAGGAUGGACAAGGUCAUUGCAAAAGAGGAAAGAAAGCUGAAACAAUUCGAAAAGCUCAUGGAGAGAGACAAUCAGAAGUUUGAGGAGUUUCUGAAGGAGAACGAGAGGAGGUCCAUUGAAGCCAGAACGCUCUUUGAACAGGAGGAAAAAUCCAAACAGGAGAAGAACGCUGCCAUCAGGAAGCUAUCUGCUGAAAUGGGGACCAUUCAAAGUGAACUAGACAAGUAUGAAGAAGCUCUGAGAGACUACCAGAAAUACAGAGACUUCCUGUUCGGGAUUUCUCCCCCAGAGUGGCAGGAAGAGCAGAAGACCAAGGCCCAAAAGACAAAAGCUUUGCUUAUGAAAGACAGACAGCGAAUCCAGAACGAGGAACCUUCUGAAACCGGUUUGGAAAGUACGCCGUCCAGCUCUGGGAGAAAUCAGAGCCCUGUCAGAGUGUCCAGGUUACCAUCUGCUCAAAGUGACUCACUGGAGACAAACUGUAGACAGGAUUGUGUCAGCUCAGAGGAUGAGCCAGAGCUGUACUUCACAGAUCCCCAGCAGCUACUGGAUCUGAUGACAAAGCUGACGGAGCAGAACCUGUUCCUGAUUAAAAACUCUGCCAGGGUGGAGGACAUGCUGAAGGAGCACCGUCAAACCAUGGAGACGAUCAGGAGGCAGAUAGAAGAAGAGGAGCAGCAGAUAGCCCUGCAGAUAAAAGAGCUGAACCAGAGAAUCCACAGAGAGAAGAAGAGAGGCGCCAAGCUGGAACAGAUGAUUCAGCUUCAUCUUAAACUGAGCUCAGAGGACAAAGAUGAAACUUUGAAAGCACUGGGUGAAAAGGUGACAGACGUUCAUGCCAGCUGCGUGGGAAACGGGAGGACUGACCUCAGCACCUUGGAGAAGUUGGCAGACAUCGAGAACUUCCUCUCAUCGCUGCUGCAGAAUCUGGAAAGCCUGCCUGCAAAACAACUGGCGAUGGUUAAGAAGCUGAAGGACAGCGAGAAGAGGAACAGGAUGCGUGAGGAAAAGCUGAUGGAGCAGAGAGAGAAACAAAAGGAAAGGAUGAGGAGGUAUCUGGAGAGAUCCUUGGCCGACUCCAACAAGAGAAGGGGGAAGAAGCUGAUGCCGAGAUACAUGCCUGUUGUCAGGAGAGCUGAGGUCCCCAAAGUGGUUGAGGCAGCGGCGGAGGAUGACUUCAGUGAAUUCCUCUCCACAUCUGACGACACGGAGUAACAAAACAAAGACAAAGAGAUGCAGAGGAACUUUUUCUGCAGAG
Molecule: messenger RNA, 1706 nt
Organism: Cyprinodon variegatus (sheepshead minnow)
Lineage: Eukaryota; Metazoa; Chordata; Actinopteri; Cyprinodontiformes; Cyprinodontidae
Gene: cfap100
Product: coiled-coil domain-containing protein 37-like
Exons: 14
Coding region: 53-1663 (536 amino acids)
Source: RefSeq, a predicted model, not a curated record